Messenger RNA from Silurus meridionalis, 3173 nucleotides. It is a transcript of the gene fam161b, whose product is annotated as FAM161 centrosomal protein B. Gene Ontology annotation, cellular component: cilium. Gene Ontology annotation, biological process: cilium organization. The transcript is spliced from 11 exons. The record is from RefSeq and is a predicted model, not a curated record. The coding region runs from base 168 to 2219 and encodes 683 amino acids. Lineage: Eukaryota; Metazoa; Chordata; Actinopteri; Siluriformes; Siluridae.
GCGAAAAGCGUUGCUUGUGAUCACCGCGUUUGAGACACAGCCAGUGGAUAUUUUUCUGAAGAAAUGAGACGUGAAAUAUACAAGAAAAUGUGAGUGUGCUACUGAAACUGCGUCGUGCCGACCACUGCUUUCAAUCACAAGUCGCGGAGGAAUCGAAGUAUGAAGUGAUGGUUGAUAAAGAAGUCAGGAUGAGUGCAUCAGAGGGCCUGCAGUCCUUCCUAGAGGACAGGGAGAAGUCUAAUAUUCUUUUGGAGUUGCACUUAGAGGCCCUAAAAGCUUCACACCAACAGCAACUUCAGCAGAUCAAGCUGCAGCACAAGGCUGGUCUAGAGAGCCGUACAGUGCAGAACUCACUGCUCUCCACAAACUCUAAUGCUCCAAAGACGACAAAUAACCUGCAGCAAAAUCUGCAUAAAGAUGGAGCCAACAUCAAAAGCAGAGAAAGCAUUUAUCUACCACAGAAAUCCUCCUCCACACCUGACCUGAGCUCAAAGAUGAGCCAGCACAGGCCACUUGACUCUUUUGGGAUCUGGAGAACUACCGUGACUCGUUCACAAGAUCACAAAGAACAACUGGACUGGGCUGAGUGUCAGAAAAAGUUUGAGUAUCACCUGUGCGGAGCACAUCUCCAAGCCCUAAAAGCUUCACACCAACAGCAACUUCAGCAGAUCAAGCUGCAGCACAAGGCUGGUCUAGAGAGCCGUACAGUGCAGAACUCACUGCUCUCCACAAACUCUAAUGCUCCAAAGACGACAAAUAACCUGCAGCAAAAUCUGCAUAAAGAUGGAGCCAACAUCAAAAGCAGAGAAAGCAUUUAUCUACCACAGAAAUCCUCCUCCACACCUGACCUGAGCUCAAAGAUGAGCCAGCACAGGCCACUUGACUCUUUUGGGAUCUGGAGAACUACCGUGACUCGUUCACAAGAUCACAAAGAACAACUGGACUGGGCUGAGUGUCAGAAAAAGUUUCGAGUAUCACCUGUGCCGGAGCACAUCUCCAAGCUCCUUUAUGAUGAUAUGGUACAGACACAGGAUCGUGUGAGAAAUGAGGGACGGCAGCAGAGGAAAGAGUUCCUUUUGUCCAUUCAGAAACCCUUUAGGUUUCACCAAAGACAGGAGAAGAGGGAAAAGCUGAAGCCAGAGACCAGUGCUGAUAAAGUGAGUGAAAACAUAAAGGAUGAUGGAAGGAAGAGAUGCAAACCUAAGGCUGUAACAGACCCAGCAAUCUCCGAACAGAUGAAAGAAAAGGAGCAACAGAGGAAAAUCCGUAUCCAGGUCAGGGCUCAGGAGACUCUUAGGGCAUCCUCUGCCCCCAUCCAAAGCCUGAGUAUCAGAGCUGAUCAUCAGGCUUGUAGCUCGCAGAGAUCCAAGACUAAAAAUCUGGGAUUCUUACAGCAGAGUCCAUCCUUCCGACCAAAGACAAACACUAAGGUCCCAGAUUUUGAAAAGUUGCACCAGGCCUUUCAAAAAGAGGUGAUGGAGAGAACAGAAAGAAGAGAGGUCACCCUCUGCCAGCCGUUCCAACUACGAACAUCAGCUCUUCAACCACGUCACAGUAUAAGCAGCACAGACCAAUCACAAAAAUACACUGACAUGAAUGUUUUAAAGAGGAGCAAAUCCUUAAGUGGCCUGACAUCAUUAUCUAGAGAUACUCUUCCCACUUAUAUAACCGAUGCCGCCAGGAAAAGGUCUAUGGCUAUAAGAAAGUCUGUGGAGCUGAGAGAGAGUAAGGAGCAAGAAAGUGCAGAUUGGAUGAAAAAACACAGAAUGAACUCUCAAACCAUUAGCAGAGGACUUGUAGCACGAGCCAAAGCUAUGGACCCCCACAAAAGCCUGAAAGAGGUCUACCAGGAAAAACUCAAGCAGCACAGACAGGCUGAUCAAGAAAGGAUAAAAGAUUAUAAAAAAGAACUGAGGGAGAUGAAAGCUCGGGUCUCAGCACGUCCUUACCUCUUUGAACAGGUGUCACAGAGAAAUGCUAAGAGCGAUGCUGAGCGCAGAUACAGAAAUACUUUAGAGCACGAGGGCCUGGAUGAAAAUUUUGUAAGGUCGACGGGAGAGAAUGAUGAAAGCCAGACAUCAGAGAAUACAGACACUGAUGGCAACUGUAAUGUUGGUGAUCAAAGCUUUGAUACUGACACUCAGCACAGCAGGGACAACAUCUUCCGAAGUGAGGAUGGAAUAGAAGACAAGAGAAAGGAGCCUGCUGACAUUGGGUGAGCAGUUGGUAUUUGGUUAACACAAAGUGUCAUGUCAGAUACAAAAACUCUGGAUCUUUCCUAGAAUUGGUUCAGCAUUUGGGCCUUGGUAAAAAUGUGGUAAGCCAUGUAGAUCUAAGAGAUAUAAUUUUUCUUUUGCUUGGCUUGUGACUAAAUGUUUACAUGUCAUGUUUGUACGCGAUUUGUACGAGAUGAUUAUGAUUCUACUUCCACAAGAAGGGUUCUGGCCAUGCAACCUGCUUAUUAAGAUAAAAAUGUCAAAGCCAGUUUGGGAUUCGUUGAUCUAUAUAUGUUGGGGACUGCAGAGUGACACUUGCUAGCAAAAAAAUCUUUACAAAAAGAGGAAUAUUAAAGCAUUUGCAUGUGUUUGUCAUCUGCUUAUAUUUGAUACAAUAUGUCAAAUAAAUAAUACUUGAGGCUAUAUUGAUGCCAUAUGUUCUUGAUUUGUUUUAAAUGAUCUAAAUGUUCAUGUUCUAGAACCUGUUGUGAUAGGUCUGGAAUGUUUGUAUAGUUGAAUAUUAACAAACUGUAAACAAGGGAAAGUUUACCCCGGGAUGCAUUUUAUAUUUUUCCUUCUGACAGCUGCAAAGUAAAUGUGAUGAAAUAUACCAUGUAUUAAAGCACUGUAACUAUUACCCUUAACUGUGAAAAAUAAAAAGCUUUUUUCUCUGAUCUCAAUUUAAAUAAAUGCUAAAAAAAUACAAAAUAAAAAAAGUUCUCUGUAGGACAAGGCACAUCUGAAAUUCAAAUUGCGGACAUAUAAAUUUUGGGGAUGAGGCUUGACUAAUUUGAGAACCACAGCACCACUAAAGUCAGUGUUGGUUAUUUAUCUAUCAUAUAAAAAGAAACCCUCAUGUCACUUUGCUGCCCCAGCUGCCUGCCCCAUUAGGAGCUUAUACUCUGUUCAGAUUUUCAGAUUUACAGUUAACACUCCAUCCAACCUAUUUCAAAACGC